AUGGCGGAGGUGGUGAGUCCGGUGCCCGGGGCGGGGCGGAGGGAGCCAGGGGAGGUGGGUAGAACCCGAGGCCCCCCAGUAGCCGACCCUGGCGCCGCGCUGUCUCCCCAGGGGGAGAUAAUCGAGGGCUGCCGCCUGCCCGUGCUUCGGCGGAACCAGGACAACGAAGAUGAGUGGCCCCUGGCCGAGAUCCUGAGCGUGAAGGACAUCAGUGGCCGCAAGCUUUUCUACGUCCAUUACAUUGACUUCAACAAACGCCUGGAUGAAUGGGUGACCCACGAGCGGCUGGACCUAAAGAAGAUUCAGUUCCCCAAGAAAGAGGCCAAGACCCCCACCAAGAACGGACUUCCUGGGUCUCGCCCCGGCUCUCCAGAGAGAGAGGUGCCGGCCUCCGCCCAGGCCAGCGGGAAGACCUUGCCAAUCCCGGUCCAGAUCACACUCCGCUUCAACCUGCCCAAGGAGCGGGAGGCCAUUCCCGGUGGCGAGCCUGACCAGCCGCUCUCCUCCAGCUCCUGCCUGCAGCCCAACCACCGCUCAACGAAACGGAAGGUGGAGGUGGUUUCACCAGCAACUCCAGUGCCCAGCGAGACAGCCCCAGCCUCAGUUUUUCCCCAGAAUGGAUCAGCCCGUAGGGCAGUGGCAGCUCAGCCAGGACGGAAGCGAAAAUCAAAUUGCUUGGGCACUGACGAGGACUCCCAGGACAGUUCAGAUGGAAUACCGUCAGCGCCACGCAUGACUGGCAGCUUGGUGUCUGACCGGAGCCACGACGACAUUGUCACCCGGAUGAAGAACAUUGAGUGCAUUGAGCUGGGCCGGCACCGCCUGAAGCCGUGGUACUUCUCUCCGUACCCACAGGAGCUCACCACAUUGCCCGUCCUCUACCUCUGUGAGUUCUGCCUCAAAUACGGCCGGAGCCUCAAGUGUCUGCAGCGUCACUUGACCAAGUGUGACCUGCGACAUCCUCCGGGCAACGAGAUUUACCGCAAGGGCACCAUCUCUUUCUUUGAGAUUGACGGCCGUAAGAACAAGAGUUAUUCCCAGAACCUGUGUCUCUUGGCCAAGUGCUUCCUCGACCACAAGACGUUGUACUAUGAUACAGACCCCUUCCUCUUCUAUGUCAUGACAGAGUAUGACUGCAAGGGCUUCCACAUCGUGGGCUACUUCUCCAAGGAAAAGGAAUCCACAGAAGACUACAACGUGGCCUGCAUCCUGACUCUGCCUCCCUACCAGCGCCGGGGCUACGGCAAGCUGCUGAUCGAGUUCAGCUAUGAACUCUCCAAAGUGGAAGGGAAAACGGGGACCCCUGAGAAGCCCCUCUCAGACCUUGGCCUCCUGUCCUACCGGAGCUACUGGUCCCAGACCAUCCUGGAGAUCCUGAUGGGGCUGAAGUCAGAGAGCGGGGAGAGGCCACAGAUCACCAUCAACGAGAUCAGUGAAAUCACCAGCAUCAAGAAGGAGGAUGUCAUUUCCACUCUACAGUACCUCAACCUCAUCAACUACUACAAGGGCCAGUAUAUCCUCACACUGUCAGAGGACAUCGUGGAUGGACAUGAAAGAGCUAUGCUCAAGCGGCUCCUUCGGAUCGACUCCAAGUGUCUGCACUUCACUCCCAAGGAUUGGAGCAAGAGGGGGAAGUGGUGACCAGACACUGUCCAUGGCAGUGGCAACAAAGCAGAACUGGGGCUGACAGCACAUCCCAGCCCUACCGGGGCCCCCAAGAGGCACACCAAGGGAGGUGGGGCUGAGGACAGCUCUAUAAGGAGAGGACAGGUCUGGUAGGGCCUGGCUGGUGCCUAGCACCGAGGUGAGCUCAGGGCUCAGGUCAGCUCCAAGGUCAGCUGGCUGCAGGUCUGGCCCUGCUAUGAACCAGGGACUCUACGGAGCCAGGCAGCUGUGUACAGUGCGAGGGAGGCGAGGGUGGGGGGGUGCGCUCUGGACAGAGGGCCAGUGGCUGUAAAAAUUUCUUUUGUAAAAUAGGAGUUGGGGGGCGGGGUGGGUACUGGCUGCAAAGUUCUGGCCUCUCUUGCCCUCACUGCCCCUUGGCAAUAAAUUGUUUCUAUAGGCCAGAGCCAUGGAAGUUCUUGUGGGAGAAGGGGCAGUGCCAACUUAGGGACUCCCAAGGUGUCCACAAACUCACAGGUGCUGUGAAGAGCUUGUUUAUUGGGGGGUGAUGGAAUCCGUCAGUGGUUCCAAAAUGAAGAGUUGGUUUACUGGGGUGGAGGGAGUGGUGGCUUUCAAUGUCAAGUUCCAGUUCUCAGUCCUCAGGCACCUGUGCGUGAAUCUGCAACAGGAGUCACUACUGGAUUUUUGACAUAUAGUGACUCGGUGGCCCACAUUCUCUCGGAGAGACCAAGCUACUCAGAAUGUUAGCCCCUUCCAGACAGGUCAGAGGUGGGGAAGCCACACUGCUCCUGACCAGUCUAAUCCUCCAUUCAGACCCAAGCUCCAUCUGCCCCAUUGUACUCCCCAGCCCCGAAGCCCUGAAGCCCCGAAUCCACUCGGGCAAGAUUUUGGACAACCCAGGGAAUAACCGUGAAGUCACAGGGUAAUGGAUGGGGCCUGGAAAGGUGAGGCCCAUCCACCUACUCACCGCUGCAGCCAGACUGGGCCAGGUGAGCGCCCCGCGCACUUUGGCAUCUGGACCGGGGAUGGUCUCCAGGCCCCACAGCGUGAAGCGGCUGAAACUGGCGGUGGCUCUGAUAAAUUGGUCCUGAGGAAGGGGCCCGGCUCAACACUGGGACACCGCGGCCGCCCGCACCCCCCUCCAGCCCUGACCCCCUGUGCUCACGAAGUCCCGCUCCAGCGCCUCUGGGGGUACCGCCAGCUCCUGCUGCUCUCGCAGUUUCGACGAACCCUCCGAGAAGUCCUUCCCCAGCAACACCUCUCCCUUCUCUUCCAUCACCAUCACGUAUCCUUCGAGGCCGGGCGGCAGCACCACCUCCUCGCCCCGUAGUCUGCGGCCCCGAAACGACACUUCGAGUCCUGUAGGAGGCGGCGCAGUGUCUCGGUGGAGGGCCUGAUUCCGGCCUUGCGGGGCAAGCCCCUUGGAGCCCUCCCCCCACCUCCGGUGGACCACC
Molecule: messenger RNA, 3077 nt
Organism: Neomonachus schauinslandi (Hawaiian monk seal)
Lineage: Eukaryota; Metazoa; Chordata; Mammalia; Carnivora; Phocidae
Gene: KAT5
Product: lysine acetyltransferase 5
Exons: 13
Coding region: 1-1641 (546 amino acids)
Biological process (GO): regulation of DNA-templated transcription
Molecular function (GO): histone acetyltransferase activity
Source: RefSeq, a predicted model, not a curated record